Messenger RNA from Alosa sapidissima (American shad), 1479 nucleotides. RefSeq names its product galactose mutarotase (gene galm). The coding region runs from base 183 to 1217 and encodes 344 amino acids. Lineage: Eukaryota; Metazoa; Chordata; Actinopteri; Clupeiformes; Clupeidae. The record is from RefSeq and is a predicted model, not a curated record. The transcript is spliced from 9 exons. Gene Ontology annotation, biological process: glucose metabolic process; beta-D-galactose catabolic process via UDP-galactose, Leloir pathway. Gene Ontology annotation, molecular function: aldose 1-epimerase activity; carbohydrate binding.
AUCACGCGCAGUCAUGCACUCUGUGCAGGCGGUGCAGAUGUAGCUGUAGUCAUAUGACAAUUAAAUUAGUCCAGUUAAAGUAGUGACACAGUCAGAUCUAUAGUCAGUGUUCAUUAUAGGUUGGAGCAGAUGGUUGGUUUUAUCUAGCUCAUUCAGCGGUGAGAAAAGCUGCGCGUGUGAUCAUGACAGAGGUAAAGAAAGAGGUGUUCGGAGCCGUCCCCGAACUAGGUUCCGUAGAAAAGUGGACUUUGAGCACAGACAGUCUCUGUGUGGAGGUCAUCUCUCUGGGUUGUAUCGUAACGGCAAUAAAGACCCCCGAUCGGCAGGGCCACUUCGAGGAUGUUGUGCUUGGUUUUGAUGAUUUAGAAAGUUACGUGUCAAACCCACGCUAUUUUGGUGCAGUGGUGGGCCGGGUUGCAAACCGGAUUGCCAAAGGCCGCUUCUCCAUAGACGGACAGCAAUACAAACUCGCUGUGAACAAUGGGCCUAACGCUCUCCAUGGGGGCCUACAGGGAUUUAACAAGGCAUUGUGGACGAGCGAAAUCGUGAAGAACGGAGUCAAAUUCAGCCACUGCAGCCCUGAUGGAGACGAAGGUUACCCUGGAAACCUGCGUGUGUCUGUCACCUAUUCCUUGGACAAACACACUCUAAGCGUCCAUUACAGCGCCCACACAGACAAAACAACACCUGUCAACCUCACCAACCACUCUUACUUUAACCUGGGAGGACAGGGCAAAGUUGAUAUUUAUGACCAUGAGGUAACUAUGUCAGCCCAGGCUUACCUGCCCGUUGAUGACACAAUGAUCCCAACAGGAGAGGUGAAGUCGGUGGAAAACACGCCCUUUGACCUCAGAGCACCCGUUCUGAUUGGCUCCCGAUUGAAGGAACUUCCUGGUCCUGGAUUUGACCACAACUUCUGUCUGUGGGAGCCAGCGCAACCAUGCGAGGAGCAUCCCUGCGCCAGGGUGGUGCACCCUGAGAGUGGGCGGGUUCUGGAGGUGAGCACCACCCAACCAGGAGUCCAGUUCUACACCUCCAACUUUCUGGAUGGAACCCUGCGAGGUAAAGGUGGAGCCUGCUACCCCAAACACAGCGCCUUCUGCCUGGAGACCCAGAACUGGCCUGACGCAGUCAACCAGCCACGGUUUCCUGAUGCCCUGUUGAGGCCUGAAGAGGAAUAUUCACACACCACUCACUUCAAAUUCACUGUGGUCUAACCAGAGAUGUUCACAAGUCAUUUUUUUGGAAGUCCAAGUCGAGUCUCAAGUCUUUGGCCAUUUGAUUUCUCCCUAAAACUGUAUUGUUAAAUUUUAUGCUGCCAUCCAUACAGUACAGUAUCAAAAUCAGUUGUAGGAUAACUUCAUGGGGUUUCUGCCUGCACUGCAAUCUGAAGAAACUCUUCAGAAUCUGAAGAACUGCAAUCUGAAGAACUCUUGUUUAUUUUGCUUGCCACUCAUAAAAUCUGCAUGAUACAACUGA